AUGAAUAUUCUCCAAUACGAACAUGCACAACUCUUCAACAACACUUGUCCACAUCCAACAAUGACCUCAAAUACCUACAGGGUCAUCCGAGCCAAACAAACCCAAAGUACAAUCACCGUGUACCAAGCUUAUUCCCCCGAGAUAGCCGAACCAGCACUCAAAGCCCAAACAUUCGUCCCUCCAUUCUCACGAGAGAGAAUGACAUGGAUCAAACCCUCUUUCCUAUGGAUGGCAUACCGAUCAGGCUGGGCAACAAAAUCCCGACAGGAGCGUGUCCUAGCGAUAGAGAUUACCCGCGAGGGAUUCGAAUGGGCAUUGCAGCAUUGCUGUUUGAGUCACUAUAUGCCUGGUAAGGAGACAAGCCAAGGGGAAUGGCAGAAGAAACUGCGCGCUAGUCCAGUGCGCGUUCAGUGGGAUCCCGAGCGGGAUCUUUCACUUCGUCCUUUGGAUUAUCGAAGUAUUCAGAUUGGAUUGAGUGGGGAGGCUGUUCGGAGAUAUGUUGAUGAGUGGAUUAUUUCGGUGACUGAUGUGACUGAUACUAUGAGGCAGAUCGAUGGAUAUCUUAAGAGUGGCGAUGUCGAUUCUGCUAUGAGUUGUCUGCCUGAAGAGACUUCGUGUAUUUUACCUCAAGAUUUGCAGGAGCAUCUUAGCAUGAAAUAA
Penicillium egyptiacum is the source of this 660-nucleotide messenger RNA. The record is from the annotation of a GenBank genome assembly. Lineage: Eukaryota; Fungi; Ascomycota; Eurotiomycetes; Eurotiales; Aspergillaceae.